GCUAACUGCUUCGCGACGACGUUGCACUUCAUCGCUUUGCUCGGCUCGGAUAGCAACCUAACCGGCCGCCGGGAAGUCACUUGACAUCGAAUGCCGCACACGCGUAGGCUUGCAGUUUGAAUAGAGAUGCAGUUCGACGCGCAGCAAGAUUCCGCCGCAGCUCCAAACUGGUUGAACGAUCGCUUUCUGCAGGAAGUGAUACGCAAAGCCAAAACCGACGGUACGAUUUCGCUCUACCAUAGCUGCAAGGUUCGGCCAGGUGGUCGGGAUGGUGUUCAGCAUGCGAGCAAUCUCUUCCGCACCACUGUUCAUUAUCGGUCCAAACGAGAGCCGCGGGAGCAGGCGAUCGAUUUGAUAAUGAAGAUCGACCGUGGGAUGAGAAGUGAUGCGCAAUUUGCGACGGAAAUCCGGAUGUACAAGGAGGUUCUGCCGGCGAUGGAGCAAGUGCUGAGAGAUGUCGGAGAAACUAUGGACGUUCCAAAAUACUUUUUUUCGACCAGCGAUCCUCGCAAUUUGAUCGUAAUGGAAGAUUUGUUCCCUUCUGGAUGGGUUCAAAAACGGGAGCUGCAUUCUUUCGAUGAUGCAAAAUUGUGCAUUGAAGCAAUUUCUAAAUUUCACGCAACAGCUUACGCUCUGGACAAGAAAUCCAAACUAGUUUCUAGCAUUUCGCGUGGAAACGUGGACAUCCAGAAAAUGGUUUCAGCAAUAGACUCGCUGAUUGAGUCCCUUUGCACGCGACCUGGUUGCAGUCAGAUUGGAUCGAAACUACGCUCCCUCAAACCACAAUUCCAAGCUAAGCUGAAACAGAUUUUCAGUCCCGCGAAUCGCGAUCAUUUCGUCUGCAUCCUGAACCAUGGUGACAUCAAUGUGAGCAACCUCUGGUACAAAUCGCACCCGGACAGUAAAGUGGCGAUGAUCGACUUCCAAAACUGCCACUGGGGAACGCCGGCCAUCGAUUUGUUGGGUUUGCUUGAUUUGGUUCUGGAUCGGAAGCUGAGAAGAUCGCAGAGUGAUCGAUUGAUUCGCGAAUAUCAUCAAAGGCUGACGGAUUCUCUUGCUCGGUUGGGAUAUAGAGGGGCGCCAUUCAGCUUGCAGGAGCUUGUAAAGGAGCUUCGCAGUUGCGUCGUUCUUGAACUGCUGCACUUGGCAAUGCGAAUUCAACGAAAAGGAGACAGUCAUGUAGACGACAACAGAAUUGACAGGGGAGCUGAUGAUGAGCUACAGCAGGAUUUGAGCGAGUUGAUGCGCAGAGGCAUCCUUGAUUAAAAUUUAUUUUUCAACGCUUGCAAAACUUGAAAAUAAACACACCAAAUGAUUAUCAGUAAAAAUAUUUGUCCACUAAAUCGAAAAAUAAAUCAAUCAAUAAAUGUA
Molecule: messenger RNA, 1371 nt
Organism: Aedes aegypti (yellow fever mosquito)
Lineage: Eukaryota; Metazoa; Arthropoda; Insecta; Diptera; Culicidae
Exons: 4
Coding region: 127-1266 (379 amino acids)
Source: RefSeq, a predicted model, not a curated record